AUGAUCAGCAGAAUCUUCAACGACGUCUUAGCAGUGAGCAUACCGAAAGAUGCCGCGCAGCAGGAAGUGAAGUCAGAGGAGACCAAAAAGGAGCUGCUCUGCAGGCAAAAGCAACACAGGAAAGUGUUGGAUAAAGGCAAGCCUGAUGACGUGAUGCCUUCUGUCAAAGGUGUGCAGGAGCGCCUGCCAACUGUUCCUUUGUCGGGUAUGUACAACAAGUCAGGCGGGAAGGUGCGGCUCACUUUCAAACUCGAACAAGAUCAGCUCUGGAUUGGCACUAAAGAGAGAACAGAAAAAUUGCCCAUGGGGUCCAUCAAGAACGUGGCCUUUCAGCUGGGUCCUACCGAAGCCUCUUACUACUGGGUGUACUGGGUCCCCAUUCAAUACGUCGAUGCCAUCAAGGACACUGUGCUGGGGAAGUGGCAGUAUUUUUGAAGGCACGUUCACCUCUGGCACUGGAGACUGGCACGGAGCGAAGGAC
Messenger RNA from Euleptes europaea (tarantolino), 481 nucleotides. RefSeq names its product ubiquitin domain-containing protein UBFD1-like. The record is from RefSeq and is a predicted model, not a curated record. NCBI's taxonomy places the organism in Eukaryota, Metazoa, Chordata, Lepidosauria, Squamata, Sphaerodactylidae. Bases 1 to 435 code for a protein of 144 amino acids. The transcript is spliced from 2 exons. Gene Ontology annotation, molecular function: RNA binding; cadherin binding.